This is a messenger RNA of Vitrella brassicaformis, 5163 nucleotides long. The record is from the annotation of a GenBank genome assembly. Lineage: Eukaryota; Vitrellaceae.
UGUCUCACAGCUCCCGCAUCCAUCCCACCAGCUGAAGCUGCACAUCGAUUACAUCCAAUCGGUCGAUCAGCCAUCUAUGCCACAUCCAGCGUAUUGCAACACCCGCACAGAGGACCAGCAUGAGAAGCAUAUGCAUCGGCAGCACCAGUCUUAAUGCCACCAGAAGGAGAGACCGGCCCGUCAGUGAUAUGAGGGGCGUCCACGGGGGCUUGUGCAGGGAUGCUCGACCGUCGGGUGAGGCCGCUGUCGAUCGGUUUAAGCCUCAAAGCUUGAUCGACACCAUCGACCUGGUGUGUGCCAUAGAAUGCGUUGACCGCCGUCGCCGAUGCCCUUGGCUUGUUUGCCACCUCUUCAUCUACCCUCGCACAUUCGUCGCCAUCAUCGUGUCUCAACAACAACGUGUCUCCUUCUUCGGACGAAGCCUCAAUAUCAUUUCUCGCCGACGCUCUCUCGCCGUCCCCCAUUUCGAUCCCCGACGGCUGCCGCAUCUCAUGAGAAUUCUCAUGGGCCAAAGCAUUAGCCUCCAUGUCGAUUUUCUCCGUCUUUUCCUCGCGGUCACCAUCUCCAUCUGUCUCUUCCACCAUAUAGCCAAGCGUGCUUCCCUCAGUGCCAGGUUGGUCAGCCCUCCGACGGGAAACCGACAAUCGCCGCCAUACCCUUACCAUGACAGAGCCACCUUUGUCGAGAGCGCCGCCUUUAUCGCGAGCGCCUUGUUUACGCAUAGAAAUGAGACACGGGUUGUUGUGUAAGGUGACGGCCAGCCACAAUCGAUUCCGCACACGAACAUGUCGGGAUCGAGAUGCGUCCGUUGAGGGGACAGUCAUGGUUGCGUCGUGGACGGUAUCGUUGAUGCACGUUAGGGCACAACGAUAGGUGGGGUUGAAUUCCUCGUAGCACAAUGUGCAGGCCGCCAGAAAGGCCUGGUGGGCAGCUGCAGAUAUGAGUGCACAGAGAAAAUACCGUCGCCAUGUGAACAAUUACGUAUCCGUUCUUACAGUCAAGUGCAGCUGCAAUGAUGGGCGUUUUGUCGAAACUGAAACAGAAGAGCAUCCCCGACACGGCGACCGUUACCACGCGAGUGACUCCCAAUACAAUGCCGAGAGGAAGGUUGACCAGCACCUGAAUGCACACACACACACACACACAUAUACACACACAUCAAUGUGGGUCAUUUUUAGAUUCUUCCGUCUCGUCCCACACAUACCAUCAAGUCCACAAACGCAUGAAACCACGCCGGUCGCGAGACAUGAGCGCCUGAUGGGCUGACCACUCGCUUAAACAGCGCUGCUACCAGCACCAGCUGGAUGAAAUAGAGUGUGAUCAGGCCAAGAACAUAGUUUCUGUAUUCAACCAUGGCUGCCAAUAUAAGCUUCUGGGCAAAGUAGAGGGUGAUCGCGAUCAGUGACAAGAAGGCCACGAUGAACUCGGAUAUAUAAAAGGCCAUUGUCACGACCACAAAAGUUAUCCCCAGCAGUUUUGUCCCGACUAAUAGGUGAGACACCACUUUCACCUCUCGCUCUGGGACACCAGCAGGAACAGCAGCCGGAUGCCUCCGGCGAUAAAGCUGCUGCAUUUCCUGGGUGCGGAUGGCGAGGGUGCCUUUGAUGAGCCGCAGCAUCGUGCGUCUAUAGCCCUGCAGAAUCCGCCAAAGCACAAGGCCGGAAGCACCGACGCCGACGGAAAUCCUGCGCAUAGACAAUUAAAUCAUAUCAGCAAACGUGUAGAUCGAGCAUGAAUGCGCCUUACGAAAUAUAGAGCAUGACUGUCAUGAAGUCGACAAAGUCAACGAGACGGGAAGCAUACUGCAACGCCCACUCUGCUAUGUCAUCUAGAUUAAAGAUUUUGUCUGCGUCAGGAUAUAGACCCCGAAACACUGAGCACACACACGAGAGACAGACAUGAUGUGUUGACACAUGCAUUCGUCAUGAUUACGGGUUUCAGCAAGCCGUUUAGCCUUCUCUUUAUCAUCAUGGCCGAGAUCGACAGUCUCGAGUUGGUCGGACACCAGCAUGUACUUGGAGCUAAUGAAGAUGCCCUGGUGAAUGGCCGUGCGUAUAGUCCAGGAGAGGGAAAAGGCGACGACUAGCAGAAAGAAAGUCGGAGUGUGCAUUGGGAUUGGAGGGGGCGGCAAAGCUGCUCCCUCUUGACCAGUCGGAACACCUCUGAUGCGCCGCCGUACAUAGUUACGGCACGAGACCUCCAUAUUGGCAAAGAACCAAGCCAUGGUCGGAUUAAACAGCGCCGUCAGGAGCACGAGGACGACAUAGACCCCUCCCAUAAAUAAUGUGGUCGACGCUAGCAUGACGUAUGCGAGGGAGUAGAAUGGCGCCAACUCUAUGUCUCCUACUGCGAAGGGCCGGAGAAACGCUGAGACGUCCACCUGGAAGAAAAAGAGAUAAAUCAUGCCCAGGGUGAGGACAUAGAAUAUCCGUGGCGUGUAGAUGUUGUUGGAGAUGUUCAUAAGAAGAGCCACAGAGAAGAUGACAGAGAAGAAGAUCUGUCAUGUGUGUGGAGAAGAUGACAGAGAAGAUCACCGAAGUUGAAGGCAUCAUGUGUGUGCACCAGCAUGGCGAAAUCGACGCUUCGGUGAAAGGAGGCAUCGACGUGGCGAGUAAGCUGGCUCGUUAGGAGGUUGUGCCUCCAUAUGUCAAAAAGUGACCAGAGAAAGAUCUACGUGAGCGCACGCAGACAGAAGAAGAGACAGAGACAUGCCUACUUCUGUCGUCUGUUGUGUAUAUAUCCUACGAUGAACAAGAGUAUGCUGGUCCAUCUGCUUUUUGUCCUUGUGCCACAAAGGUCCAAAAAUACAUACCCUGAGAAGACCGCAGACAUACAGAUACACAGACAUGGGUCAAUGCAGUGGCUCUCGCUUACGGUAGUUUGUGAACUUCAAUCGUUCUUGGCUGUCACGACGGCAGCAGCGGCAAGCCAGACGAUGGCGAAAGCAGUGACAUACCAACAGACACAUGUCGGUGAAACAUACAGCAGGCGGGACGACAUAUCUGCUUCUCUCUUGAACAGUAUCACAGGAGCGCGAAACUUGCAAGAGCUGGAAAGCCCGUCGAAAACAGCGCCGAAUGACCGUGCGAUCGUCUUGUGUAGCAUCGUCAUCGCUGCGAUUAGGCCGUUGCUGUACCCCAGCAGUGUAGAGAGGGUAGUGUAGAUCGAUGCAUCUCGUGAUCAGCGAAGGCAGCGCUUUCUUUGCGACCAUCCAGGCGAGAAUUCUAUGCGUGGAAAAAGCCAGAGCACCACAAAGGAUGCCAAAGAAAAUGAAGAAGGUCAGGACGCCCUCCGUAGUAAUCUUCAGCCCAUAUAACUCUUCGCUCUUGGUUAGCCACUUCACACCAGCCCUGAAAGCUUUAAGAGCCGCCUCCAGUGCCUUGAGAAGCACAGCAUAGUCGACUAUGUUGCCGUUCAAUAGCGCUUCAAGGCCGUAAUGGCUCAGGAGUAUGUUCGUCAGGUGAGCGGCCUCCCCACUUUUGUCAGGCUCGUUCGAGAGCGGCUCUAAUUCUUGGAGAGCGCCGUGGAGUUCGCUGGCAAGGGUGUGCGCGUCGGUGCCAGGCUCUUCGGAUUUGAGGAUCUCCGUCAGCGUUUUGUUGAGAAGAAUGAAAACAGUGUCCGCAGAGUCAUUCUGAGAGAGCAGGAGGGGGCCAAGGCCGCCAGCCAAGCUGUCUAGAGAAGAAUUCGUCGCCGGCGACGUCACAUUGUCCAGCAAAACGCCUUCCAGCAGCUGCGCAGCUUGUGCAGAAUUGAUCGAAUGCGAAAUAAGCCUCCUUCUGCCAUCGAAUUCGGCCGGCAUGAUGUAUUCGUGCAGAAGACUCACAGCCAUAAUGAUGAAGUCACAGUUCCUGCAGCUCUUCUCCUCGUGGAAAAAGCUGAGCACAGCAAUAUUGAGAACAACGCUGAGGUGCUGCGCCGCCGUGGCAUCAAGAAGAAGUGCCUCCAGGCUGUCGAAGAGAGCCCUGAUUGCCAUCCUUGUGCCGCCAGAUGUUGUCCCGUCCACGAAAGGGCAGGAAGGCAGCAGUAGAGUAGGCAGAUGGCCGAUGAAUGUAUCAGCACCAUGCUGCCACGUCGUGACAUCCUCAAGAGCAGAUGGCAGGAGAAAUGCCGCAAGGCCCGCUGGCGAGGAAAGAUGACUCCGCGCAUCAGCAAUGGCAUUUACCACGGGACGGAACAGAGCCCUCACCGCCUCUUCGGGUUUGGUCACACUGUGAGACAUGAUGAAUAGCCUCCAUUUUUCCAGCAAGGCUCUCACGGCAAUCUCGCCGAGAAAAUGUUUGUCACCAGGUGCCAAGCUCAUCUUGAAGACCACAUGAAGGACCGAAAAAAAGUCUUGAGCCAUGAGAGCUUCAAUUGAUGGUGCGCUGUCAAAUGCGUCGGUAAAGGUCGAGGCCAGACCGUGGACGGCUAUCGCGACAAGAUCCGACUCGGCCUCUACACCGGUCACAGCCAUCACAACGGUCCUCAGUAUGUCGAUCACCGUCAGUUCAAGCUCCUGUUGAUCACCGGCAUCAUCGAGAAGAGCUCUCUUGACCAAUAAACGUGUGUGGGUGUCAAUAAUAGCGCCGAAGGCAGCGAGAGCGACAGCAGAAGAGGCGUUGUGACAGUCGUCGAUUGUCCUCGUGUCCUCGAAAGCAACCGUGAAGAGCUUGGAAAGGUUUUCGACCGCGGUGUUGUUGAUCCGCUGCAUCGUUGUGUUGUCCAGAAAGGGUCUCGAGAGAGCGUUGAAGGACGGCGGGAGCAACCCACGAGCCAUCGCAGCAUCAGUCACAUCAUCAGCUGGUGCCGUGGUACUGUUGACCGUCGUAUUGAGGAGGUCAAGUAGGAGGAAGGAAUGAGCACGGUCCGUCUCAUCUGCCAGAAGAGUCCCAAAAAUGCGGUCAAGAAGAGCAAACAGGCUCCGAUCACUGUUGCAACAUAUCUGAGGAGGAGAAAGGGAAGACGCCAAAGGGACUGUCACAGCUCACUUUGAUAUUGUUGCGUACCUCUCUUGCGCAUGUCAACAAGAGAAUGGCAGGUAUAAGUAAAGCACUUCGUCUUAACAUCGUCGCCGCGUGGGAGAAGACGCCUAAUGCGGACAAAAGAGAUGCUUGUGUGACAAUGAUGAGGGCUCUCACCUGAGUGUUUCUCACACGAAGGGAGAGAGCGGUCUCAUGAAUUCAC